This is a messenger RNA of Ogataea philodendri, 921 nucleotides long. RefSeq lists its product as uncharacterized. The transcript is spliced from 2 exons. The record is from RefSeq and is a predicted model, not a curated record. NCBI's taxonomy places the organism in Eukaryota, Fungi, Ascomycota, Pichiomycetes, Pichiales, Pichiaceae. The coding region runs from base 1 to 921 and encodes 306 amino acids.
AUGUAUAUUUGCUCAAGAUUUUGGAGCCACCCCCACACCGUUGACGUUACGGAACAUCCGAACACCAUUUUCACCUUCCACGAAUUGGCAAGCUCUAGCGGAGUUCCACAGGGUCUUCCACAUGGACUCACCAGAGUAGCGGUAGUGAGAGCCCAUAGCCUCCUUCAAGCCAUCGGUGGCUGGUCUGGCGUUGUAGUGGGGAAUACGCGAGACAUAAUGGUGCAAAACGUGGGUUUCAAUAAUGUCGUGGAAGAAGAACCAACCAAUAAAGCCAAAGUCUCUGUCAAUGGUUGCAGCAGCGCCUCUAGCAAACGUCCAUUCGUUGCUGUCAUAGUGUGGCAGAGUCAUGUCGGUAUGUUGGAGGUAGGUGAUGAAAACCAACCAGUGGUUGGUGAAGAUGUAUGGAACCAGCCAGUUGACUGCCCAGUGGAAAGCACCAAAGCUCUUGCACCACUGGUAACAGACGAAAGUUUGGGCCAACACACCGAUGUCGGACAACACAAUGUACCAGAAGUCACGCUUCUCAAAAAUAGGAGACACUGGAUUGUAGUGAGAAACAGCAAAAGUGCUGUGUCCGGGGUAUUUUUGACCCGAAACGUUGGUGAGCAGGUACCACCACCAGCCACCAAACUGUUGCAUCAACAGACUUGUAAGAGUUUGGAUAGGAGUGUCUUCAGCCAGCUCGCUGAGCUUGACCCUGCUGUCGACCCCAUGAUCUUUCUUAAACUCCUCAACAGUCUUUGGAACAAACACCAUAUCUCUAGUCAGGUGACCAGUGGCCUUGUGGUGCUUGCCGUGACUGAACUUCCAGGAGAAGUAUGGCACGUACAAGUACGAAUGGAUGAUCCAGCCCACAGUGUCGUCCACAGCCACGUAAUCGGAAAAAGCGUGAUGUCCGCAUUCAUGACCCACAACCCAUAG